ACGUCGCAGUGGAAAAGCAAGCUCUGGAUUACGUUAACACAUGGACGAACGCGCAUGAGAGAUGAGCGAGUCGGUCAAAGUUGCAGUGAGAUGCAGGCCGAUGGCCCAGCGAGAGUUGCAGCAGGAGUGCAGGAACGUCGUGACGAUCGACCCUUCCUCGAAGAGCUGCACCCUGGAGAGCACUUCACCAGGUACUUCGGGGAAGGUCUUCCAGUUCGACGCAGCUUUUGGCUCCGAGUCCACGACGGAAUCUUUGUACGAGGACGUGGGCUCGGUCAUCGUGGAGGCAGUCCUGGACGGGUACAACGGGACGGUAUUUGCAUACGGACAAACCGGAUGCGGGAAAUCCUUCACGAUGAGGGGCUUCGUAGAGAGGAGCCUGGAGCACCUCUUCGAGGCGACCUCGACGUCGAGCACGGAGACGAGGUACCUGGCGCUUUUGAGCUACCUGGAGAUCUACAACGAGAAGCUGCGAGAUCUUCUCCAGGACUCCGAGGCGGAAGGUCUGCUGCAGCUAAAGGAAGACGCCACCAGGGGUACCUACGUCGCGGGGGGUCUGAGAGAGGUCACCGUGAAAAACGCCGCGGAAUGCGCGCUCUUUGUAGAACGCGGGGACAGAAGAAGAGCUUUGGCAGCGACGAAGAUGAACGCCGCAAGCUCCAGGAGUCACGCCGUCCUGACGUUAUCUCUAGAGGCGAUAGCAAUUAACGAGGAUGAUAAAAGAGGAAGCGCCGUGCGCAGGGGGAGGCUUCACCUGGUCGACCUGGCCGGGUCGGAACGUCAGGCGAGGACAGGUGCCACAGGUGAUCGCCUUAAGGAGGCUGCUAGUAUCAACCUCAGCCUCUCCGCCCUGGGAAACGUGAUAAGCGCCCUGGCGGCUGGGAACGGCAGACACGUGCCUUACAGGGACAGUAAGCUGACGAGGCUGCUGAGGGACAGCCUGGGGGGAAAUGCGAGGACCCUGAUGAUAGCCUGCGUGAGUCCCAGCGAUGCGGAUGCUGAUGAGACUCUCAGCACUCUCAGGUACGCUGCCAGAGCAAGGUGCAUCAAGAACAAGCCCAUCGUGAACGAGGACCCGAAGGACGCACUUUUGAGGCAGUACCAGCUGGAGUUGCAGCGGCUGAGGAAGCUGCUGGAGGGAAGCGACAACCCCAGGACCUUUUUAUCCACGACUAGGGAGGAAGACGAAGAGAUAGGGUACAGAGAAGAGGUGGAGAAGCUGAAGAAGGAGUGCGAAGACUCCAAUCUCUCCGCCCAGAGGCUGCAGGAAGAGCUGCGACUUCUGAGGAGCAGACACGAGGCCGCUGGCAGCAUCGUACCUGAAGAAGAGGUAGCAAGGGUAUCUCAGGAGUUAAAACUCCAUCGAGACCAGGACCAGGACCCAGAAAAGGGGGACAAGAGGCGAAGGAAACGAGAGGCGGCCAGGCAGGAGGUCCUGAAGAGGCUGGAAAGACUGACGAUAGGUGGAGAGGCCAGAGGAGACGAAGAGGCGAAGAAACGGAGAGAACGUCGCAGGAAGAGAUUGGAAGUCCUUGCAGGGGCUCUUCAAGCCGCAGACGAAGACGGAGGCGCCUUCGAGGUCUACGGGCAGCUAAAGUCCACGGAGGAGGCCCUGAAGAGGAUGGCCAGGAGAGCAAAGCAGCUCGAAGUGGAAGCUGCGGACUUGCAGGCUUCCUGGGACGCGGAGAGAAGAGACUUGCUGAGGAGGGAGCUUUUGGCUACGCAGAUCUGUGAGGCGAUGGUUCCUCAUCUUAGACCAGGGUGUCCUUUCAGAGAUGUUCCUGCAGUCAGGGCUGCUGCUACCUGGUGCGACGAGCUGGGCAGGUGGAGGCUUCCCGACGUCACUCCUCAUAUUCCUCUCCCACCGGCUCUCGGCAGGGACGUCUUCACUUCCGCUGGACCAAAGGCUGACCACAACAAUAACGACUCUGCUCGCUCGCAGGACGAGAGUCCUGGGGAAGCCCGGAAAGAGGAGAACCUGAAGGACAUUGCUGGAACAUACUUCAGGAGGAGCAGGAUCGACGCCCUCCUGGCGCACGUCAGGGCUGCUAAGACUCUUGAGAACACGAGGCUGAGCAAGUCCGGAGGCUCGGACGACGGGAUGGCGAAUCCUGGUGUCAGCUCCCAUUUCAACGCCCUGAAUCUGCAGACCACCGUGCCACUGAUAGGAGAUGUCGUGCUGAGAUCCAGCAGUCGCCUGCAGAACAAUUUUUCCAUUAAUGGAGUCAACGGCGUUAAUGGAGUUAAUGGGACUGGCGGGAACGACUGGCAAGAAGAUCCACGAUCUGGACAUGCCAUCCCCAGGAAGAAUCCUCCGAGGAUACUCCAGGCUUUGCCUUCUUAUCCUAUUGGCAGUGUCGUUAGGAUACCCUCGAGAAUCGCUGAGAAAACGCUCUCUAAAGUGAUCUCUCAGGACGAUGGAAGACUUCCUGGCAGGGCAUAUCAUGGACACCAUGCUCGAUCUCCUACUUGUUGAAUCCUUGGGGAUGUUCCGUUGUUCCGGGGAUGUUCCCAUUAGAGAUCACAUUUGUGCCCAUAAUGAUGAAAGUGGUCUAAGUCAAAAUUGAAAAAAAAAAAAGUGAGUUUAUCAGUUAUUUCACGCCACAUUAUU
Messenger RNA from Orussus abietinus, 2611 nucleotides. Its product is annotated as osmotic avoidance abnormal protein 3. Gene Ontology annotation, biological process: microtubule-based movement. The transcript is spliced from 7 exons. Lineage: Eukaryota; Metazoa; Arthropoda; Insecta; Hymenoptera; Orussidae. Gene Ontology annotation, molecular function: microtubule binding; ATP binding; microtubule motor activity. The record is from RefSeq and is a predicted model, not a curated record. Bases 62 to 2476 code for a protein of 804 amino acids.